This is a messenger RNA of Eutrema salsugineum, 996 nucleotides long. RefSeq names its product esterase AGAP003155. The record is from RefSeq and is a predicted model, not a curated record. The transcript has 5 exons. NCBI's taxonomy places the organism in Eukaryota, Viridiplantae, Streptophyta, Magnoliopsida, Brassicales, Brassicaceae. Bases 109 to 810 code for a protein of 233 amino acids.
UGGACCACGAUUACUCAAAGAAGGAAAUAAGCGAUACACAGAGCUUAUAAAGAGGGCAACGCAAGAGGGAGAAGCCAAUCAAAAACAAUCAAACUGUGAAAAAAGAAAAUGGGAAGCGAAGGAUCGAUUGUGAGGAAACCAAGGUUUCUGUGUCUCCAUGGUUUCCGUACGAGCGGAGAGAUUAUGAAGAUACAGCUUCACAAAUGGCCUAAAUCUGUCAUUGACCGUCUCGAUCUCGUUUUUCUCGACGCACCUUUUCCUUGUCAGGGCAAAUCCGAUGUCGAAGGGAUCUUUGAUCCUCCUUAUUACGAGUGGUUCCAGUUUAACAAGGAAUUCACCGAGUAUACGAAUUUCGAGAAUUGUUUGGAGUACCUAGAGGAUCGUAUGGUCAAGCUUGGCCCAUUUGAUGGUCUCAUUGGGUUUUCCCAGGGGGCAAUAUUGUCAGGGGGUUUACCAGGACUGCAAGCUAAGGGAAUUGCACUUCAGAAAGUACCAAAGAUCAAGUUUCUGAUAAUAAUUGGAGGGGCUAAGUUCAAAUCCACAAAGAUAGCAGAGAAUGCGUAUUCGUCGUCUGUGGACACUCUCUCCCUCCACUUUUUAGGAGAGACAGAUUUCUUGAAACCUUACGGAAUCGAGCUGAUAGAUUCGUUCAAGAAUCCGGUGGUUGUCAAUCAUCCCAAAGGCCAUACGGUCCCAAGGCUUGAUGAGAAAAGCUUGGAGAAAGUUACUGCAUUCAUCGAGACCAUAGAGCAGCAUCUGGUGAUGGAGGAAGACAAGAAUGGUGAAGAUAACAAUUGUAAGCCAAAAUAGAACAGCAUUCAAUGUAAUGUUAUGACAGAAUAAUUCUUUAGAAAAUAAUCGUGAAAUGGCUGUAAAUAAAUCUGGUAAUGUUUGUGGAAAAACCAUGAUUACCACACAAUCAACAAUAGACGUUUCAUUCUUUCAAUUUCAUAACCUAUUCUUCCCAAAAGAGAAGGGAAAAAAAAACACAUCAAA